AUGAUCACCUUUGGUGUUUCAGUACCUGCUAAUGGUAAGGAUGCCAUAUCAGGGUACAGGUUAUUCAAAUUCCAAGACGAUGUGCUAACUCCGUUGCCAGUCACAUUGGAUAGUAACACAGACAAAAAUGUAAUAAUUCAGAAAUUCUGUUAUUUGAAGCCUAGAGAUAGGCUAAUAGUUCCAGAAUGUCAAAAUGGUGGUUUGAUGGAUUCAUCUGAUUACUUAUUGGUUGCAAAAUCUAAUGGAAUCAUUGAGAUAUUUAGGGAUUACCGCUACAAGGUGUCUCAGGCAAUGAAAAUGAAACCUGAUUUUAUUCUUACGUGCAUUCCUGUUGCCCAUGAACGUGAUAUGCUGGAUUUAACUAUAGCAGGGUUGGAGUAUAAGGAUGGCUUACUUUACUGCUGCACAAAGGACGGUGAUUUGUAUAUAUUUAUUUUAAACUUACCGGGUGACUACAUCCAAAUAGAAAAUAUCUACAAUCCAAUGGGGACUCCCGACCUUUUUGAUGUUGCUAUGCCUAAUGCUAGGGAUUAUAGUAGGUUUGAGGAAGGAAUACUACUAGUAUAUUCUAAGUUUACAGGACGUACUAAGUUGCAACAUAUAUGCUAUUAUUGCCUUCCAAUGGGACAGCAGAUAUCCAUAUACCCACAACUGAAAAUAUUGUAUCCAAAUAUACACUAUUUCAAACCAUGCAUUUAUGUAAAUUUGAAGAAGGAGGUGUCGAAUUUCAGAAUUAAUCCACUCGAUAGGUUCAGUUUUAUUGCGAUGGCUCCAAGGAUUCCAUUGACGAUUUAUAAGAUUCAUCUACCAAAACUAUUCACAGAUUUCUUCAUUAAAUUCAUUAAGCUUAAAAAAGCAGUACUACGACGGUUUCCACAGGAGGUGCAGGAUAUUGAUGAGGCCAGUACCAAAAUUUACAACAGCAAAUUUCUUGACUUUUUACGUUUCGAUUUCAGAGGAAUACAAACAGACAUGGACCCGCGGACGUGGAAUUCCUUAAUGACGAAUGAUUAUGUUGCAGAGUUGAGUUAUUCGUGUGUCUGGAGACAGCACCAAGGCAAUACUAAGGAUGACUUGUACAGAUUAUUCCAUAGGCAAGUGCAAAUAUAUGAUGGGGAUCGCGAGCGGCCAGCGUCAAGAGGAAGCCUUACCGGGUCCGCUGACAACUCCAUAAGAAGUAAUUCGCUCAGGAGAAGCAUUUUGGAACGCAGUGUAGAAAGUCCACCCUGCUAUAGCAACUCAGCAACUGAUAGAUUCAUCCGAUGUUUGCGUCAAAAUACCUGUCCUGUGGAUAUUAGAAUUGUUAAUACAAAAUUAGGAGCAAACCCAUCUCAAUGCGGUAAUACUGAAGAUGAACAAGAUAAUACCAGGACUUCAUUCUUGACUGAUGAAUACAAAGAUAUGGAUAUUAUUACAUUGGAUAAAUUUUUGUGUUUAACAGCUUUCCGACCAAAGUAUAUUGACGAGCCAUUGAUGAAACUAGAUUCUUUUCAUAGCAUUGGCAAAGGUAACACUGACAAAGAAGCACAGUGGGCAAUACUGAAUUUGUCUUCCUUUAAAAAACUAUUUAUGAUAACCAACUCCCUCUGCCUAAUCUUCGACACCUUCGGAGUCGUGCUUAUCGACAGAUUCAAGUUGGUUAAUAAUCAUGAUUUGUUAAAAAACGACCCUGAGGCUUUUAAAAUUAUUGACUACGAAAUCGGAUUGAUCAACGAUAUUGCUGUGGUUAUUACGGCCAUGAAGAAAUGUCAAGAAUGCGAAAGCGUUUACGAUAUCACAUUGGAUGCCAUCGUAACAACAGUGUCAGGUACACUAAGCGUCUUACAUGCAGAGUUUUAUAGUCAUCAAAGGCUGGGGAAAAUGCACUGUCGUGACAGGCUAAAAGUGAACAGCAGAGACAAAAUUGUAGAACAGGUUGUGCUCUUAGAUUAUGAGCCAAAUAGAAAACGUUUAAGGACGGCAGAUGAUGGAGAAGUCGCAAAGCGUUCGAAAAUGGAAAUAUGA
Molecule: messenger RNA, 2004 nt
Organism: Eremothecium sinecaudum
Lineage: Eukaryota; Fungi; Ascomycota; Saccharomycetes; Saccharomycetales; Saccharomycetaceae
Gene: GID12
Product: Gid12p
Exons: 1
Coding region: 1-2004 (667 amino acids)
Source: RefSeq, a predicted model, not a curated record